UGCGACCAGUCCUCUCCCGGGAUGCUGAGGGGCAGCUCGCUACCCGGCAGGUGCACGGUCCCAAGGGUGGACAGCUGAUGCCCCGACCGCCCUCCUGCGCCCACACGGCCUCUCUGUUUCUCACCCUCAGUACCGCAUCCAGUCACUCACCGCAGACGGUGGCUGCUUUAUUAUACAAUCAGCUUUGUAGCCAAGGCUUUUGCCCGGUGUCGGCUCAUGAAGUGUUCUGAGCGCGCAUAUCGCAGGCCGGGCUAAGCUCGGUGUUUGGGAGGCUGCUGUGUUCAGUGCAUUUUCCAGUCCACAUUACUUUUAGCCAUGGCGGUUCAUCUGGACACAGCCCCGGUGUCAGUCAAGGGAGGUCUGUGCUGGUUAGUUUGACACAAAUGGCCUACGGUGCCCUGCGUCUGAACAUUUUGAGAACAACCAGCAGAACAGUGCUAAGUGCUGUCAGCGGGAGGAUGCAGGCUGCUUCGGAUCGGGGAGACUAUGCCGACAGAAACUCCCAGGGACCUUCUGUGACAAUUGUGAGCUUCCAGGGCAGCAGUGGCCCGGGCCCCUGUUGCCGAAGGAUGUCUGCAGCUGGGAACGUGAGCGGUGACUUCUGUUGGCUUCUCCUGUGCACCUGUCCCACAGAGGGCUCCUGCCGCCUGAGCGCACAGACCCCCUCCUGCCCCUCAGGACAGUGGCGCUCUGCAGAGGACAUGGCCCCAGAGCGGCUUCCAGGGACUGAUGUCACGACGGCCACUGUUGUGAUGGGGGUCCCCAUCUGGGUAGCUGCGUGCCCGCAUUCCAGCACUCCGACCGCACCUUCUCCCACCUUACCCGGAAGCUCCCUCGGCCACAAUGGCUCAGCAUGCUGGCCUCGUCCCAAGCAGCUCUGUCCCCCUGCUCAGUGUCACCCUGGAGCCGUCUCCAUGCACGUUCCUGCUGAUGCGGUGGACCCCGCUGUCUGUGGCUUCCCAGACACGGAUGCUCGGGCGCCGCCCUGUUUGGGGUUCGGGGUGCAGGUGGCUUCCCAAGCAGCUCUGCAUCUGAGAGUGGAUUUCGGAGACGGCUCUGGGGUUCAAGUGACGGUCUGCAAUGUGUCUGGGGGAAUGGUGGUCACUGCCUACCACCAAUUUGGAAAAGGAGGAGUCCAUGUGCUCCGGGCAUUUAUCUACGAGUUCUGUGGAACUGAAAAGGAGCUGGGGCCUUACUUUGUGGAGGUCGGCCCUGCGGCCGUGUCCGUGUUCAUGAAUUCCAGCAGCAUCCACAAGGACGAACUUCUCCUCUUUGCCAGCCCUGGCAUGGGUCAGGAAGGCUCCGUUGUCUCGCAUCGAUUUCCAGCCGGUCCCUCGAGCAACGUGACCUUCACAUCUCAGAGCCCAGCGGGGGGCGGCCGGGCGUGGGGCCGCAUGACCGUCCGGUAUCACAUGCAGCCCGUCUCUGUCUACACAAACGGAACCGUGUUUGCCACCGACACCCACAUCACUUUUCUGGCUGUUACCGAGGAAACGACCCCCCUGGAGUUCAUGUGGUCAUUUGGAGAAGGUCCAGCCGUGAGGACAACGUCCAGAAGCAUUAAGAAAAGACUCAGCACCCCUCAGUGGUACAACGUGACGGUGUGGGCCACCAACGGGCUGGGCAGCGUGGCCUCGGAGCCCCACCGCAUCAGGACGCAGAGGAGAAUUGUUGUCAAUCGGCUCGUGUCCCCCUCCUCAGCUCUGCUGAACACCAGUGUGACAUUUGAGUUCAGGCUCAACUUCGGCACCGACGUCACUUUCCUCUGGGACUUUGGGGAUGGCAUCGUGGGCCCGGGGGACCAUUUAGCCAGUCACACCUAUAGCAGGGAAGGAGAGUUCACUGUCCAGGCCCUUGCCUUUAAUGACGUCAGCGCCGCCUCCCUGCGAAAGCAUCUGUUCAUUGUGCGGGAGCCCUGCCAGCCGCCCCCCGUGCGGAACAUGGGGCCUGGGAAGGUGCAGGUGUGGCGGUCUCAGCCUCUGACCCUGGCCGUGACAUUUGAGUCUGCAAUCCUCUGUGACAUCUCCCAAGGCCUCUCCUACACCUGGACCUUCUGGAACUCCCAGGGGUGGCCGGUGGCCCUGCCCCACACCGUCAGCACGCACAGGCAGACAGUCACUGUCCCCAGCUACUUCCUGGCGCCCGGCAACUACACUGCUCUUGCCAGGGUCCGGGUGGUAGGCAGCGUGGUGCACAGCAGCUACAGCGUGGCGGUGGAGGUGCGAGCCCGGGCCCCCGUCAGCGUCAUCUCCGAGGGCACGCACCUGUUCCUCUCCAGAGCCCCCUCGUUCCCCGUCGUCCUCACGGGCUCCCAGUCCUACGACCCAGACCACCCGGGGGCCGUCCUCAGCUAUCACUGGAAAUGCACCGUGGCCAGCAGCCCCGGGCACUCCUGCUUCGCCACCUCCUCGCCACACAGCCUGGAUGCCGGGGCUCCCUCCCUUGCCUUCCCUGCGGACUCUCUCAGCGACAGCUAUGAUCAGUUUGUCGUGACGCUGACGGUGUCCAGCGCCGGCCGGAAUUCUUCAGAGGCGCAGGUGUUCCUGUCUCCUCGCCCCGACUUGGUGCUCAGGUUCGUCCACAUCUCCUGGGUCAGCUUUAAGGACGUGUUUGUUAACUGGAACGAGGAGCUUUCUCUUCGAGCCGAGUGUGACGAGUGUGGUGAGGGGCACACCCUGUCUUACUCCUGGGACCUCUUCCUGGUCAACGCGACCGAAAGGACCCGAAUGGAAGUCCCCUCUUGCAGAACAGUGGGGCUGCUGGGCGCUGCUGGCCUGGGGGCGAUUUCGAAGCUGCCAGAGUCCAGUCCACCAUCCGCGAGGCCGAGCUGGCUGGAGCCCCACGCAAUGGGCACACUGUCUUCUCGGGAGCUGUCACCACAGACCCAGGCCCCGCCGGUCCUCUCAGCCACCAGGAAACCCUCCUCGGGGCCCACAGUCAGCAGGCACUGGGUUCCUGCUGUGGGUGACCGGCGUUCCCCAGGACCCAGCCCCCCUCGGAGGUUGUCCCCCCAGAGCCCGUCCCCCACCUCCUCUGGCUCUGACAGCUGCCUGUGCACAUGGCCUCCCUCGUCCCUUAUCCUUUGCAGCACCAGGCCCUUCACGACUUUGGGGAAGUCUGUGGCUUUCCGUGACAUGGCCUGUUUUUCCCCUCAUAUAGAUUUUGAAGCCUAUUACAGCGAUCUCCAAGAAGCCGUGCCACCCAGAGGGAGACAGCCCGCCGACUGGGCCGAUGCUAGCCUCCCGGGCGCAGGCCCGAGUUCGAAUCCUGAUGGAGGCCGCGGGGAUGGGGACAACCUGCUGGGCCCUUUGGACUCUCUGGCCACCGCCAGGCCCACUCUCCUUGUGGACUGGUCCAAGUCCCUGGUCAGCCGCGCUCGCUUCCACGGCUACACCUCCUCCGGUAUCACAGGACGCACGGUGACAAUAAAGCCGUUCUCACUGAGCCCCGGGGACACCUAUGUCCUACAAGCCUCUGUGGCUUCCCCGCACCACGUCCUGGGGAGGGCUCAGCUCUUCGUGACGUUCAAUCCGGCUCCAAGGGACGUGGCCUGCCAGGUGCAGCCACAUCACGGCCUCGAGGCUCGCACAAUCUUCGGCAUCUUCUGCAUGUCAGGGAGAUCGGACUUCCGUUACGAAUUUAGUUAUCGGAUAGGAAAUGCCUCCAAACGCACUCUGCACCGCGGGAGAGACAGCCAGUACUACUCCACACUGCCGGCCGGCGAGCCCUUGGACCAUUAUAAAGUCACAGUGUCCACUGUGAUCACAGAUGGCAUGGGCUCCCAGGCACCGCCGUGCACCGUGACAGUGACUGUCCUGCCCUGUUUCCAAGGGAAUCUCUGCCUGGAUGAGGACACCUAUAACUCCAGCCUGAAGCAUCUCUCCACCCUUCAGCUGAUGGGCAGCUACACAGAGAUCAGGAACUAUAUCACCAUGAUGACCAGGGUCCUGACUCGUUGGGCUGCAGAGGACAGAAGUCCCUCAUGUGGCCAGUGGUCACGAAUACAGGAUAUGCUGAUUUCUUCCACAUGCAGACUGCCUUUCGCAGAUCAGGAAGAAAUGAAUGAUUCCAUUUCCAUGUUAAGGGACCUCCUGCGCUUCCCUCAUAAGUUAAGUCUUACGAGUGUGGCUGUCAUCCUCAAAGCUGCCCGGGCGCUCCGGGCUCAGGGCCUGCUGCUGGGGAAACUCGCAGUGGAUGAGGGUCCGGUGCGUGAGCUCAUCCACCUCGUGUCCGAGGUCUUGGAAGCAAGUGACCGGGAGAAACCGAGGGCUGCGGGCUUCCUGCAAGAAGAGGGCAUCGAGGUCAUCUCAGAUCUCUUGUUGGAUGGGCUCUCUGCGAGCAAGGAGCGCUGGCUCCACGUCAGCGCCGGCCGGAUGGAGUUCCGCACGCUCCUCCAUCGUGACCUGCAGGGCUGCGUGCAGAGCCUAGGCUCCGACCGGGUGCAUUUACCUGCGGACCUGGCUGGACAGAGUCCUGCAGGAGCGGCAGCGCAGGGCCCGUGCUAUGUCAGCCAGCUCGUGCUCUUCAAGGAGAACCCGUUUCCAGGGGGCCUAGCUCCUGGUCAGAUUGGCCGGGUGAUCACCCCGUCCCUGUUUAGCUGCUCCAGCAGGAAACCCAUCCGCAGAUGGCGGCUACGGGAGCCCGUGACCGUGGAGUUUGGGGAAGACGAUGACCUGGAUAAUAGGAAUAAGACGACGUUUGUGCUGUUCCGGGAUAGAGUGAAUGUUCAUCAGAUCGUCGGGCAUUCCACAAAUGCCCAGGAAUCUCUGCACAUAAGGAUAGAAUUUUCUAGGCCCGUCUCGAGAGCUUUCCCGGUCAUGCUGCUGGUAAGGUUCUCCGAGCAGCCGACUCCUUCUGACUUCCUCGUGAAGAAGGUCUACGUCUGGGACGAGCAGACGGUGCACGUGUAUGUCCCUGCUGGUCCUCUGAGAGACACCCACUUGGGGUAUUUAUCCUUACUAGACGCUGACUACGACAGACGCCCUCCAAACAAACAUUUCGCACAGGCAGUGAACUACACGGUGUGUUUCCAGUGGGUGCAGUGCCUCUUCUGGGAAGAGAGGGAGUGGAAAUCUGCAGGCUUCUCUCCACGGCCAGGAACAUCUCCGGAGAAAGUGAGCUGCAGCUACGACCGCCUCGCGCCGGCAUCUGUUGCGAGAAGAAGCCUGAAUGCUACCUUUUCAAUGAGUGACGUUUCCAAGUGGCAGAGAUGCCCGGAGAACCUGCUUCCCAGCAUUUUGAUUGUCAUUUUUGCGGUGCUUUAUGCACUUCUGGUUACUAAAAGCAGACGUGAAGAUCGUCAGGAGAAGGAGAAAGCUGGUUACAUUUUUCUGCAAGAAGAUACUCCUCCCGGCCAUCAGCUGUAUGCAGUUGUCGUGGACACAGGCUUCCGGUCCCCCACCCGCUGCAGUGCCAAGGUUUACAUUGUUCUACGUGGUAAGAACGGGUCUUCAGAACCCAGAGAACUCUACUGUCCGGAGAAGCCCCUGUUCGAAAGGAAUUCCAGACACACUUUCGUCCUGAGCACCCCCGCUCUGCUGGGCCCACUCCGGGGUAUCCGCCUCUGGCACGAUAGCCGUGGGCCCUCCCCGGCCUGGUAUGUGAGCCACGUCAUGGUGGGAGAGCUGGGGCCUGGGCCCAGGAGGAGCUGGAUCUUCCCUGCCGAGUGCUGGCUGGCCGCGAGCAGGGAGGACGGCCGUGUGGAGCGGGAGCUGUGCUGCCUGUGCCGGGGCCUUGGCUUCUGGAAGCUCUUGUAUUCCAAGUUCACGGAGUACCUGGAGGAUUUCCACGUCUGGACCUCCGUGUGCAGCCGGCCGUCCCCCAGUGGCUUCCCGCACACCGCACGCCUCACUGUGGCCUUCGCCUUGCUGUGCGUGUACACCUGUCUCGCCGCCCUGCUCACAGUGGCAGGACCAGAGCAGCUCCCAUGGGUGCUCGGCACCCCCGAUGCCACUGCUGGGUCCUUCCAGACAGGGCUCCUGUGCACGCUGCUGGCUACUCCCGGGGCACAGCUCCUGUCACUGCUCCUGAGGCUCAGCCAGGAAACCAGCAGGCCGUCCCGUGCGCAGCCCUGCCUGCCCCUGAGAAGAGCGCCGGCCGAGGCAGAGGGCCCUCACUCCCGCGGGAGGACGGCAGACGCCCACAAGAUGCAAGAGGGUCAGGGUCCCUCGGGGCACGCCAGAGCCCACGGGAGGGCAGCAGGUGGCCAAAGUGCGGGCUGUCCAUCCCCAGAGCAGGGGGGCCGCAGAGCUGACCCCAGCCAGCAGGCUCCGAGGGAGAAGGGGAUCCACGGCAUUCUCCGUGUGCAAGCCCCCGACAGCGGGCUUGGAAGACUCGCUGCUCUCCGGUGGCUACGGGUGCUACUGCCUUGGUCAGCAUCCGCAGUGUGGGCCGUUUGUGGGAUGGUCUCCGUGGCCUGUGGUGUAGGGACAGCACUUCUAGGAUACAGGUUCGACCCAACUCAGUGUGUGCGCUGGCUGCACCUGCUGACGGUGUCCGUGCUGUGCUGUGUUUUCAUCACGCAGCCGCUUCUGGUGGGCAUCGCCGCCCUGGGCUUUGCCUGGAAAUGGAGAGACGAUGCACACUUCUUCACCGAGUCUCUGCACGCGGCCACCAGAGACCUGCACUCAGAGCCGGAGGAGCGUGCGAGGUCCCGCACGCCCCACCCUGCCAGCCAGAUGGCCGAGAUGCUGGCCGCUCGACAGCGAGCUCGCCGCCUACGUUGGGCACAUCCGCCAUCUGCGGCCCAGCUCAGCACCGUCAGAGAGAGGAUGAGAAGAGAGACCCGGACACGGGUGGCCCUGAGAGACACCUGCCUGUGCGCCCUCAUGCUCCUUCUGCGCGUGUUUAUACUCUGUGGGCAGCGCUCCCGGGAUGAACGUUCUCUCGGCCAAGCCAUCCGGAGUGAGUUUACGAGGGAAGCCGGGAGCGCCUCCGGAGGCCUGAGAAGUGUGGGGGACUGGUGGGACUGGAGUCUGACCACGCUGCUGGACGGCCUGCACGGGACAGGCGCCCCCACCGCCGGCCUGCCAGGUGCUCAGCCGGGAGCCCUUGGUGGGAAGUGCUACGUGCUGGGCGCCGUGCUGAUCCGGCAGCAGAGGGAGGCUUCCGGCGACACGGGCGAGCCUCCUGGCCCAGCUUCAGCGCUUACAGAGGACUGUCCUCCUCCACAUGGCCCCAAAGCUGGGGGCCCCAACGCCCCCUCUGCGACAGAUCCUGCCACCCAAACAGUGGCCCCAAGCGGCCCUGGAGACUGUGAGGCCAGGGAGUCCUGGGAGCUCAGCCUGGGCCACACCAGGCCGGCAGCGCAUGCAGCCCUGAGCGGCCUCCGGGCCCACGGGUGGAUCGACCACAGCACCAGAGCCGUGUCCGUGCACUUCACUCUCUACAACCCUCCCACUCGACUCCUGUCCAGUGUUUCCCUGCGCGCCGAGCUGCUGCCCACGGGGGACCUGGCCCUGUCCCCGCUGGUGCAGUCGCUGGCUGUCUUCGGCAGUGACUCGGCCCUGUGGUCCAGCCCCACGCUUCCCGAGCUGGCCUUCCUGCUGCUCAGCCUGACUCACGUCUGCUUGCAAGUCUGGAGCCUGGCCGAGGACGGCGUCCGCAGAUACUGGCGCAAACCAGGGAACUGGCUGGAGCUUGCCAUCCUGGGAGCCAACCUCACCUGCCACGCAGCCUCCAGCCACCUGGCCACGCUCACUGAGGACGUGAUGGACCACUUCCGCAGAGGACAUUUCCAAGGAUUUACGGACCUCAGCCUCGCAGCCUCGUGGAAUCAGAGGGUGACCUGGCUCCAGGGGACCCUUUUGUUCCUCUUGACACUGAAGCUCGCCUUCCUCGUUGGCAUCCAGAGCUCAACGGCCUGCUGCUCCCUUUUGCUGCGUCGCUCGCGGGCUGGCAUCUGCACAGCAGGGCUGGUGGGUGUCCUGAUGCUGGCUGCCCGCUGCCACCUGCGCACGGUACCGCCCGGCACCUUCACAGACUUCUCCCGAGACCUGCUAUUCCAUCUUCCAGGAAGAAGCCAGACACACACAUCCCGUGGUCCUUCCGAGUCUGACCUGUGGGCCCCAGCUGGGUGCUGCGGGGCCCUUUUCAUAGCAGUGAGCACUGUGUGGUGGGGAAUGCUCAGAGGGUCCCUCGCGACUCUUGCUCAAAAAAGGAAAUCUUUUCAAAGCCAGUCACUCGUGAGCCUGGCCGACCUGACUGCCUAUGUGUGGGGGGCAGUCCUGGCCCGGUUGGAAGCGUGGAAGCCACCGCAGGAAGAGGCUGACGUGGCCAUGAGGCGUAAUCACUACCUGGAUGAGGUCUCUGAUCUUCUGGACGAGCUCCUGUGGAAGAUUCACGGUUUGUCCGACAGGCCCCAGCGUCCUCUUCCGCGGCAGCGGUCCGGGGAUACAGGAGGGGCCGGGCCAGGAGGCCAUCCCUUGGGGGGUGUCUCUGCCUAAUGAGCCACUGGGGCACAGAGGGUGGACGGCAGCCCAGUGCCCCACCAGGGUGCUCUCGAAUCCCUGCCGACAUCCGGGCUUUACAAGGGCAAGAGCCAAGCUUCCAGGAAGGCGCCUAUGAUCCCGGUUCCCACAAGUGUAUGGAAAGCGAAGUCACAGUCAAGGUCUGUCUGCCGCUAGACCAUCCCUCAAAACUCCCUUCCCAACAGUUCACGUCGGGAUAAGUUUCCAGCUCUGCCGUUUUCCAGACAGUUCCUUUCCCAGCUGCCCUGGAACUACAGGUUGCUGUAUUUGUUUGCUUUUCUGUUUUACUGAAUCCGUCCCGGUAUCAGAAGACUCUCGUCUUAUUUUGUGAAGUUUCUCUUCCUGCUGCUGAGUCUCCGUUUCUGUAAGUUAACACAUAAAUCUAAAACAUGCAAUGAAUGGACGGGGAUGGGACCUCCUGGGUGGCUCGGACUCUUGAUUUCUGCUCAGGUCAUGGUCUCAGGGCGGUGAGAUCGAGCCCCCCAACCGGGCUCCCCUCUCAGGAGAUUUGCUCGGAAUGCUCUCUCUCCAUCUCCCUCUGUCCCUCCUGCCCUGCUCCCUCUCAAAGAAAGAAAGAGAGAGAGAUAAAAAGAGAAAUAGAAAAAGAAAAAGAAGAACAAUUGGAUCAGGAUGGGAUUUUGAUUUUUAAAUAGGGUUUUUGAAAUACAGUCCUCAUGUUGUAAAGGUAGCAAUUGAAUCUUGCUAGAUUAAUGGCUAUCAUUUUUGUGACUUACUAAUUCAAUAUAAAAUGAUAAUUCAAGCAGAACCUUUGAAGUUGGCUGGGUUGCUAUUUUGAACGCAUUUAAAAACCUCCAUGCUCUUUUUGCAGCUUCCUGGGGUACAAAAAAAAAAGAAAAGAAAUUUGAGGUGAUGACAUUGUGGUGAUCAUUUGCGACAUGUAUAAAUGUCAAAUCAUCGCACUUUACACCUGCAACUAAUGUAAUGUUAUGUGGCAAUUAUGUCAAUAAAAACAUUACAGUGGGGCACCCGGGUGGUUCAAUGGGCUAAGCCUCUGCCUUCGGCUCAGGUCAUGAUCUCAGGGUCCUGGGAUCGAGCCCCACAUCAGGCUCUCUGCUCAGCGGGGAGCCUGCUUUCUCCUCUCUCUCUGCCUGCCUCUCUACCUACU
This is a messenger RNA of Mustela lutreola (European mink), 9594 nucleotides long. It is a transcript of the gene PKD1L1, whose product is annotated as polycystin 1 like 1, transient receptor potential channel interacting. NCBI's taxonomy places the organism in Eukaryota, Metazoa, Chordata, Mammalia, Carnivora, Mustelidae. Gene Ontology annotation, biological process: detection of mechanical stimulus. The record is from RefSeq and is a predicted model, not a curated record. Bases 384 to 8444 code for a protein of 2686 amino acids. Gene Ontology annotation, molecular function: calcium channel activity; protein binding. Gene Ontology annotation, cellular component: membrane. The transcript is spliced from 55 exons.